Molecule: messenger RNA, 2680 nt
Organism: Myotis lucifugus (little brown bat)
Lineage: Eukaryota; Metazoa; Chordata; Mammalia; Chiroptera; Vespertilionidae
Gene: ABCD3
Product: ATP binding cassette subfamily D member 3
Exons: 23
Coding region: 84-2063 (659 amino acids)
Biological process (GO): long-chain fatty acid import into peroxisome; peroxisome organization; very long-chain fatty acid catabolic process
Cellular component (GO): peroxisomal membrane; peroxisome
Molecular function (GO): long-chain fatty acid transmembrane transporter activity; ABC-type transporter activity; ATP binding
Source: RefSeq, a predicted model, not a curated record
CCCCUCCCAGUCUCCCCCGCGCUUCCUGCACUCCGGCAGUCUCCGCCGCGUCCCCCAGCCCGGCUGCUCGCUCCCGCGGUGCCAUGGCGGCCUUCAGCAAGUACCUGACGGCGCGAAACUCCUCGCUGGCGGGGGCCGCGUUCCUGCUGCUCUGCCUGCUCCACAAGCGGCGCCGCGCCCUCGGCCUGCACGGUAAGAAAAAUGGAAAACCACCAUUACAGAAAAAUGAGAAAGAAGGAAAAAAAGAGCGAGCUAUGGUGGACAAGGUGUUUUUUUCAAGGCUCUCACGGAUUCUGAAAAUCAUGGUCCCUAGAACAUUUUGUAAAGAGACAGGUUACUUGUUACUUAUUGCUGUUAUGCUGGUGUCUCGAACAUAUUGUGAUGUUUGGAUGAUUCAAAAUGGGACACUCAUUGAAAGUGGUAUCAUUGGUCGUAGCAGAAAAGAUUUCAAGAGAUACUUAUUCAACUUCAUCGCUGCCAUGCCUCUCAUCUCUCUGGUUAAUAACUUCUUGAAGUUUGGGUUAAAUGAGCUCAAACUGUGCUUCCGAGUAAGGCUAACUAAAUACCUCUAUGAGGAGUAUCUCCAAGCUUUCACAUAUUAUAAAAUGGGGAAUCUGGACAACAGAAUAGCUAACCCAGACCAGCUGCUUACACAAGAUGUAGAAAAGUUUUGUAACAGUGUAGUUGAUCUGUAUUCAAAUCUUAGUAAGCCAUUUUUAGACAUAGUUUUGUAUAUCUUCAAGUUAACGAGUGCAAUAGGAGCUCAGGGCCCAGCGAGCAUGAUGGCCUAUUUGCUUGUUUCUGGGCUGCUCCUAACUCGACUUAGAAGACCCAUUGGUAAGAUGACAAUAACUGAGCAAAAGUAUGAAGGAGAGUAUAGAUAUGUUAAUUCCCGGCUCAUUACAAACAGUGAAGAAAUUGCCUUUUAUGAUGGGAAUAAAAGAGAAAAGCAGACAAUCCAUGCGGUCUUCCAAAAACUGGUGGAACACCUACAUAAUUUCAUUUUGUUUCGGUUUUCUAUGGGCUUCAUCGAUAGCAUAAUUGCCAAAUAUCUUGCCACUGUAGUUGGUUACCUAGUUGUCAGCCGCCCUUUCCUAGAUUUGUCUCAUCCUCGACAUCUCAAGAGUACGCAUUCAGAACUUCUGGAGGAUUACUACCAAAGUGGAAGGAUGCUUUUGCGGAUGUCUCAAGCUCUGGGUCGAAUAGUUUUGGCUGGCCGUGAAAUGACUAGAUUGGCUGGUUUUACUGCUCGGAUUUCAGAAUUAAUGCAAGUAUUAAAGGAUUUAAAAACUGGAAAAUACGAACGCACAAUGAUCUCUCAACAAGAAAGGGGUACUGAAGGAGCACAAAGCAUUCCCUUGAUACCUGGAGCUGGAGAAAUCAUCAAUGCUGAUAACAUUAUAAAAUUUGAUCAUGUUCCUUUAGCAACGCCAAAUGGAGAUAUCUUGAUCCGAGAUCUUAAUUUUGAAGUUCGAUCUGGGGCCAAUGUUCUAAUUUGUGGUCCAAAUGGCUGUGGGAAGAGUUCACUUUUCCGUGUUCUUGGUGAAUUAUGGCCUCUUUUUGGAGGACGUCUAACUAAACCUGAGAGAGGAAAGUUAUUUUAUGUUCCUCAGAGACCUUAUAUGACCCUUGGAACCCUUCGAGACCAAGUGAUAUAUCCAGAUGGAAGAGAAGAUCAAAAAAGGAAGGGGAUAUCUGACCUAGUACUGAAGGAAUACUUAGAUAAUGUCCAGUUGGGUCAUAUUCUUGAACGCGAAGGAGGCUGGGACAGUGUUCAGGAUUGGAUGGAUGUGCUCAGUGGUGGAGAGAAGCAAAGAAUGGCAAUGGCAAGAUUAUUUUAUCAUAAACCCCAGUUUGCCAUUUUGGACGAGUGCACCAGCGCAGUGAGUGUGGACGUGGAAGGCUACAUCUACAAUCACUGUCGAGAGGUUGGCAUCACCCUCUUCACUGUGUCUCAUAGGAAGUCUCUUUGGAAACACCAUGAGUACUACCUGCAUAUGGAUGGCAGAGGCAAUUAUGAAUUUAAACAGAUAACAGAAGAUACAGUUGAGUUUGGCUCUUAGAAUCCAGAGAACUGUACCUGCUUCAAUGAAAUAAUUACAGAACACACUUAAAAUGCAAAGUACAUUGUAAAAUAAAGUUGAGCUUUUUUAAAACCAAGCAGCAAACUAACUAAAUAUAAAAUAAUCGAGAACAAGUUGUUAAAACAUUUAAUAUUAUGUAGGAUAUUGCUAAUUGUGUAUAUGUUGGUUUAAUUAUUAAUAUCUACUAAGAAUGACCUUAUUCUUGUGGUUGAAAAACUGCCUAAAUUAACUUGGGCUUAAAUCAGUGUCACCUGAUUCACCUGGGGAUAUAAGUCAUUGAAAGUCAGCUAAUUUGACUCAUGGCUUUGUCUUUUCCUUCAAUGAAGAACCCUGUUUAAAACGUGUCAUCACAUGUCCUGUUCUAACAAGAUAGCUUUGAGUUUAAUUUUCUUGUGCCCCUGAUGGUGGGAAGCAAACAAAUCAUAGUGUAUUAUCAAAAUGUACAGCAUCAUUGCAUAAGAGCAUUUAUUACACAGCGGCAGGUUUCUUUAGCUGCCACAGUUAUACUCAUUCCUUGUAUAUGUCCUGGGGUACAUUUGACUCCAGGAAAGCCAUUUGAAUUUCCUUUGGCCAAAUAAUAAAUGUGUCCCUCUCAA